GGCAUCUACUUCCGGGAGUCUGGGUCUGCGGACUUAAGGGCCUCAGAUGGUGAGCGCUGUUGCUGGGAACAUGCUGCUGCGAGCCGCUUGGAGGCGAGCGGCUAAAGCUACGUCCGCGGCUGCCCGGCGGAGCCCUGCGGCGCCCACCCGGGGACUGCGCCUGCGCGUUGUAGAUCAUGCGCCCUGGUUGCCUGUUCCCUCGGAGGCGGAGUCAGUGCUGCGACCUCUCUAUAUGGAUGUGCAGGCUACGACUCCUCUGGAUCCCCGGGUGCUUGAUGCCAUGCUUCCGUACUUCAUCAAUUACUAUGGGAACCCACACUCCCGGACCCAUGCAUAUGGCUGGGAGAGUGAGGCAGCCAUGGAACAUGCUCGCCAGCAAGUAGCAUCUCUGAUUGGAGCUGAUCCUCGUGAGAUCAUUUUUACUAGUGGAGCUACUGAAGCCAACAACAUAGCAGUUAAGGGAGUGGCAAGGUUCUAUAGGUCACGGAAAAAGCACUUGAUCACCACCCAGACUGAGCACAAAUGCGUUCUGGAUUCCUGCCGUUCCCUGGAAGCUGAAGGCUUUCGGGUCACCUACCUCCCAGUGCAGAAGACUGGAAUCAUUGACUUAAAGGAACUAGAAGCUGCCAUCCAGCCAGAUACCAGCCUGGUCUCUAUUAUGACUGUGAACAAUGAGAUUGGAGUAAAGCAGCCAAUUGCAGAAAUAGGGCAGAUUUGCAGUUCCAGAAAGGUAUAUUUCCAUACUGAUGCAGCCCAAGCUGUUGGAAAAAUCCCACUUGAUGUCAAUGACAUGAAAAUUGAUCUCAUGAGCAUCAGUGGUCACAAAAUCUAUGGUCCUAAAGGCGUUGGUGCCAUCUACAUCCGCCGUAGACCUCGAGUGCGUGUGGAGGCUCUGCAGAGUGGAGGCGGGCAAGAACGGGGUAUGAGGUCUGGGACAGUGCCCACACCCUUGGUGGUGGGUCUGGGAGCUGCAUGUGAAGUGGCACAACAGGAGAUGGAGUAUGACCACAAGCGGAUCUCAAAGUUAUCAGAGCGACUGAUCCAGAAGAUAAUGAAGAGCCUUCCAGAGGUGGUGAUGAAUGGGGACCCCAAACAGCACUACCCUGGCUGUAUCAACCUCUCCUUUGCAUAUGUGGAAGGGGAGAGUCUGCUGAUGGCACUCAAAGAUGUCGCUUUAUCCUCAGGGAGUGCCUGCACUUCUGCAUCACUGGAGCCCUCUUAUGUCCUAAGAGCGAUCGGCACUGAUGAGGAUUUAGCACACUCUUCCAUCAGGUUUGGCAUUGGCCGCUUCACUACAGAAGAGGAAGUAGACUACACUGUGGAGAAAUGCAUUCAACAUGUGAAACGUCUUCGAGAAAUGAGUCCUCUCUGGGAGAUGGUGCAGGAUGGCAUUGACCUCAAGAGCAUCAAGUGGACCCAGCAUUAGAAGAGUGGACCUGUGACUUGUGCUGACUGGGCCCUCCUGCCUCACUGACCCAUGCACAGCCAGGAACCUUGUCCACCCAGUGGGUGGUCCAUGGUCAAACCACAGAGUUGGAAUAGGCAAGUCAGCUUCACCACAGCAUCGUUUCAAGUCAGAAACACAAGGAAAGUAUUUUUCUCUAGCUCAGCUCUUUUGUAGGGAAAUAGCCAUCCUUUUCUUCAGGGUUUUUCUCAGGCCUUCUAGUAUAUGAACAUUCUUAUCUGAGGAGCUAGGGGCAUUGGCUAAGAUAUUGCUGCUGGAUCUGUCAGUGAGGAGAACAAGAAGAACUGAAGCAGGCUCUGUGUUUGAAGACUUAUUUUCUGUGUGAACAUUUGAAUCAUUGCUUUCUGCUGCUCAGCUGGACUGGCACCUUCAGCAACAAGCAUAAUCAACUUUGAUUUAAUAUUUUUCUGCAGCACCAGUGGGCAUCUUCUUGUUGACAGUAGCCCAAGCAUCCCAUUUUGUUCUUACCUUCCUUCUGAUUUAUUGGAGUUGGAAAUACCUAUAUGACUCCACCCACUAUUCUUAAUUUAUGUUUAUUUCCUUAAAAGUUUUUAAUUUGAAGAUUGAAAAAAUAAAAAAAAAAAAAAUA
This is a messenger RNA of Nannospalax galili (Upper Galilee mountains blind mole rat), 2054 nucleotides long. RefSeq names its product NFS1 cysteine desulfurase (gene Nfs1). The record is from RefSeq and is a predicted model, not a curated record. Gene Ontology annotation, biological process: [2Fe-2S] cluster assembly. The coding region runs from base 47 to 1426 and encodes 459 amino acids. Gene Ontology annotation, cellular component: cytosol; nucleus; mitochondrion. NCBI's taxonomy places the organism in Eukaryota, Metazoa, Chordata, Mammalia, Rodentia, Spalacidae. The transcript has 13 exons. Gene Ontology annotation, molecular function: cysteine desulfurase activity; pyridoxal phosphate binding.